Molecule: messenger RNA, 465 nt
Organism: Mya arenaria
Lineage: Eukaryota; Metazoa; Mollusca; Bivalvia; Myida; Myidae
Product: putative nuclease HARBI1
Exons: 2
Coding region: 1-465 (154 amino acids)
Source: RefSeq, a predicted model, not a curated record
AUGCAGGGGAUUGCAAGGUUUCCGAAAGUCAUUGAGGCCAUAGACGGAACCCAUAUUGACAUUGCCUCACCCAAUCAAAAUGAAGAAAUUUAUGUAAACAGAAAAGGAAAACAUAGUAUAAAUGUUCAAGUUGUUUUUGACGGAUGGUACAAUAUAAUUGAUGUUGUUGCACGCUGGCCUGGAUCCGUGCAUGACAGUAGAGUUUUACGAGAAAGCUCAUUAAACAACCUUUUUGAGAAUGGCCACAUGCCACACGGUUUCCAUCUGCUUGGGGACAGCGGCUAUCCAACCAAAAGGUGGCUGCUUACCCCUUUCCUAGCUCCGCAAACCCAGGCCGAACAAGCCUAUAACAGGAGCCACAAAGUCACUCGAGCUUUGGCUGAGAGAGGGAUAGGUCAGUUAAAGAGGAGAUUUGGCAUUCUUCAUAGGGAAAUAAUCCUCCAGCCAAUUAAAGUGUGCAGGUGA